Molecule: messenger RNA, 1206 nt
Organism: Setaria italica (foxtail millet)
Lineage: Eukaryota; Viridiplantae; Streptophyta; Magnoliopsida; Poales; Poaceae
Product: probable thiol methyltransferase 2
Exons: 8
Coding region: 157-918 (253 amino acids)
Molecular function (GO): S-adenosylmethionine-dependent methyltransferase activity
Source: RefSeq, a predicted model, not a curated record
UCUCUCUCUCUCUUUUCUUUUCUUUUCUUUUUCUUUUUAUUUAUCCGUAUAAUAAUUAUCUUAUCCUAUCCGUAUAGAAAUAUUUUCUUCAUAGAAGAAAUAAAAUCAUUUCCCCCUCCCUCUUGUUUCCGUCUCUGCUGCGGUGGAGCCAGCCAUAUGCGAGCGCUGUCUCGCGUAGGCGAGCCCGUGCGCUGGUUGGCGUCGCGCGCGCGGCCGCGGCGGGGGAUGGGGUCGUCGGCGGCGGCGGGCGGCAGGAGGGAUCCCGGCGAGAACCCGAAGGUGGGGAGGCUGCGGGAGCUCUUCACCGGCGACGCGGCAGAUGGGUGGGAGAAGUCCUGGGAGUUUGGUGUGACCCCGUGGGAUUUGGGAAAGCCAACACCAGUCAUAGAACAUCUUGUUAGAUCAGGGACACUCCCGAAAGGAAGAGCUUUGGUUCCUGGAUGUGGAAUGGGAUACGAUGUGGUUGCUCUGGCAUGCCCUGAACGAUUUGUUGUCGGUUUGGACGUUUCUGAUUUGGCUAUUAAGAAGGCUAAGCAGUGGUCAUCCUCUUUGCCCAAUGCAGAUUAUUUUACUUUUCUGGCUGAAGAUUUCUUCAAGUGGAUACCAAGCGAACAAUUCGACCUUAUAUUUGAUUACACGUUCUUUUGUGCACUUGACCCGAGCUUGAGGGUGGCUUGGGCAGAGACAGUUAAUCGGCUUCUAAAACCUGAUGGAGAGCUUCUCACUUUGAUUUAUCUGAUAAGUGAUCAAGAGGGAGGACCACCAUACAACAAUACAGUUGCUGACUAUCAGAAGGUACUGGAACCGUUGGGAUUCAGGGCUGUUCUUAUGGAAGACAAUGAGCUAGCCAUUAAACCACGGAAGGGCUGCGAGAAGCUUGGGAGGUGGAAGAGAUGUGCACACCAAUCAUCUCUGUGAGAAAGCAGCAGCAUUUUCCUAUGUAAAUAAAGAAAGAAAGAAUUCAUGAAGAGAAGUCCAACUUCUUAGAUUUCUUAGACCGUGUGACUUGCUUUUGUCAUCUGUACCGAGUUUCAAUCCUGAAACAUGUAUGCGUGCUGCCCAAGAAGCUCGAGUAGAGCGUUAUUUAGCCUCAAGAAAGGACCAAAAUGUUCCAGAGUUAUUGGUUUCGAGAUAGAAUUGCAGUUCUUAUUAGCACUUAAAAAACAAAAAAAAAGAAGAAAUAGGACAAGAGAUGUCAGCUGAAAA